AUGAGGGCUGAGGAUGGUGAGCGGGCCAUUGUUGCGGUCCAGGAUACUCUUAACAGUAUUAAAAGUCGCCCACAUCGUCAACAAGUUCUCAUGGGAGUGAGCUCAGGACUAGUUGCAGGUUACAUCUUCGCGAAAAUUGGGAGGGCGGCUGCACUUCUCUUAGGCGGGACUUUAAUUGCCUUGCAAUGUGCGGUUCAACAAGAUAUUAUUCACAUUAAUUGGAGGAAAGUACAAUAUGCUGGUGACAGGUUACAGUCGAGCACACCGAUUUUCGGAGAUAAGUAUGAAGCAGAUCACAAUAUGCGAUCUGAGUGUUUUUGGUUUCCAAAAGAAACUGGUGAAAUUUUACCCCGAACUGUGCAAUUUGAAGAUUCCCGCUCCACCUACUUCCACCUUGACAACUGGGUAGUAUCAUCAGCUCAUAGUCUGCUGCAUGCAAAGUCUGCUCCGGGUAACUGAGCUCAAAAUGCCAGCAUAAAACGCAAAUUGGACUGCUGAACGUUCAUGGAAAGUUGCACACUAAAAACUCAGUCAGUAUGUGUGAAAUACGUUCGUUAUUAAAUAAUAAUAAUAAAUAAUGCAGUACAGCUAUGUACACUGUGAUUUAGUGAAUAAGAGGGUAAAUUCAUCACAUGAGACGAUUAUCACAUUCAAUCUGAGCAUACCUAGAAAGAGACACCUAGAGCGGUAUGAAAGCUUCACAGUUGGACCAUCAAAUACAAAAAUACCAAUUACAAUAAUGAUAAUCAAAAAGGUUGUCUUGCAGUUUUACUCUUUUAUGAUCAUUUAUUGGUUCCCAUAAAUGUCAUUGUUCAUUGUCAUAUAUUUUCCCAUAGAAUAUAGUUUUGAUUUAGACGCACUUAAUUUUGCACGUGUUUUUCAGCUGGGCUAAUAUCAGACUUACGGUCUACUUCUAGUUCAUCAUCACUAUAUUUUAUGCAUAGCAUUUUCAUUGCUUAUGUAUGCAUAUCUCUUUGUGUAUGUGUGUGUGUGUGUGUGACUGCGUGACUUCAUUCACGUCCUAAUUUAAAAAAAAUUAUAAUCAUAUGAAUUAUGUUGUAAUAUACACAUAUGUCUUUUGUUGUUAUAAGAAUGUAGUGGUUCAGCCACCAUGAUGUAUUUAUAUAUACCUAAUGUGUUGUAGUUAGUGAAUGUUUCUUACUGUUUUUUGAAGAUUCCGGUUUUUAAAUGAAAUGCCGUUGUCCACACACAUAACGUUUCGGCCCUUGGUAAUUCUGACUGAUUGUAAGCUUGUUGGGCGUGGGUGGUUACUACUUCCUGAUUGCUCACGCGGUAGAAAUUGCAUUUCACCCUGAAAUACUUGAAAGAAUAAGGAAGAGAGCACUGUUGUCACAUGACUGAAAAGCCCAGGCGACAACUACUUGAUUAUCAAACGUAAACUUCGUAUCAGGCUCAGAGAAUUUUGGAAAUCUGAAAGUCAGCAUUACUGAUUAAUAAGUAAUUAUUAAUUCAGUUUAUAUUGUAGUAUAUAAACCAGCAUAUGUGGUUGGCUAUUAAAUUGCAUUAUUUUUGCUGUAGGUUAGCUUAAAUAAUAAUUUAAUACAUUGGGCUCUGCCGGAUGUUGUAUGUAAAUGCAGCCUGGUUGUUAGGAUUCAGUUGCCGUGGUACAUAUUUAUCACGGAGUUUUGGUCCAAUGGUUUUUACCCCCAACUACCAACCAAUGGGUCACGGGUUUGAACCCUGCCCCACCUGUGAAGGUCUGGGCAACCAGAUAGUUUAACCAGCCAAUAAAUAAUCAAUGUGGCUCACCGCCAACUGUACGGAGGUGCAAGUGAUUGUUAGGUAACAGUUCCUUGAUAGUAUUGUAAACAAAGGCUGGUGCUACUGCAAUCCAGUUUCUCAGAUUGAAGCAGGUCGAGUAGGAUUCUAGCCUAGGAUCUCUGGUUGACUGGUGCUUAAGACAUAAUGAACCACAUCUAUUACACUCCGGCAUAUCCAUAAAAUGUGCAACGGUGGUUCAAUGACAAAAUGCUCACCAGGUUCGGGCUUGAAGCUCGGCUGACUCACUGUUAAACCUUGCCCUGCCAGUAAAAAGCCUGGGAAAGAGGUAAGGUUUGGUGUCGAGCUAGAAACCUUACCGUUUAAGAAGAAGACCAUGGAUACUGAAACUUUUAAGCUCUACGUUCUAUUUGGAAUGUCAAGGAAGGAAAUGAAGAGGUAAAUGAAAGUAAGACACUGUUUCUUAGCGGGAAAUAUAUUGUCCUCACUUCUUUGUGACUGAUUCUUAUCUAUGCGAUGUAAGAUCUUUUGUGGUUAAUUUUUAACUACUAACUGGUUUUAUAAACCGAGCCUCUAUCUCAUAAACCAGGUCAAUUCAGACUGUGUUGUUUAUGUGAAAUUCAUCACUUUAUGAAUGGGAAAUAUUGGCUAUCAUGUUAAGAAGUGAUGAUGGUGGCGUCCAAUCUCAAAAUAAAGUGUUUCCUAAAGAAAUUUCCGAAUCAGAAAUAUUUCACUAGUUAGACCUUAAAAAUAUCCUGUGCCCAGAAAUAUCAUAUAUCGGAAUAAUUUUAACCAUGUUCUUAGUUCUUUUCAAGUUAAUUUAACUUUCCCAUUGAUUUUCAUUGGACGAAAGCUCUGUGCUUGACAUGUCAGCUACUAACACGGAUACUUCGAUUGAUGUCCGGUUUUUGACUGCUAAUAGACGGACAGACAUUCAUGAUGCGUAUUUCGUUCUAUAUGAGACUGGUCGCAGGUAGAUGCACCUGCUUCCCUAGUGAGUGAGUGAGUAAGUAAGUGAUGGUGUUACCACUGAAACUGACUCACCAUCACUAACUGGAGAUGGAUGGUCGUGGUGGUGGGGUGGGGACACGAGACCUAAACAGAAAGAUAUUUUCAUCCUGAAUUCUACAACCAGCAGCAGUCAUCUCUAACCAAAUAACACUACUAGUUAGUUUUGCUCAAUUUUCGUACGCCAUUUCAUCUGCCUUCAAUAUAUAUAUAUAUAUAUAUAUAUAUAUAUAUAUAUAUAUAUGAUGAUAAAAAAGCUCAAUUUCUUCUUAUCUUAUUGUAGAUUAUUAAAGCACUCGAGGAA
Trichobilharzia regenti is the source of this 3052-nucleotide messenger RNA. The record is from the annotation of a GenBank genome assembly. Lineage: Eukaryota; Metazoa; Platyhelminthes; Trematoda; Strigeidida; Schistosomatidae.